GGCUGCGGGCCGAGCCUGCUCCGUCCCGCCGGGGCCGGUCCCGCAGCACGGGGGCCGACGGGGGCUGCCCGCGAAGGGUGUGAGGGUCUGUGGGGCUUUGGGCCUGUUUUUCGAGUCUCUAAGGACCGGAGAGCGGCGAAUGCGGGGCGGGCAACGAGGCCCCUGUGCUGUGGCAGCAGCUGGUGGCACCUUGUCACGGCGCGCGUGAGCUCCCCUUGGCAGGACAGGGAAUAAAGCGCUAAUGAGGGUGUAGAUGCUCCCAGCAGCGAGGCCGUGGCCCAUUGCCCGAGGCAGUUCCUGCGAGGCUCCCUUCAGUGUGCUCAGAACACGCUCAGGGUGUUCACACUGCGAGGUCUCUUGCUUACUUUUGGACUUGGACAGGCCUAAUCUGUGAAGAUAAUUAAAGUUCCUCUGCUGUGGAUGCUGAUUCAGGCUGCUGUUCCUGGAUUUCUGUCUUUGAGAAUUAAUAAAAGUCUGUGUUGUAAGUGAAGAGCCGCGGGCCCGGCCAUGUCCCCGCUGCCGGAGGCGGAGCUGGUGCGCAGCUCGGUGCAGCUGUACCGGUACCUGCUGCGCUGCUGCCGCCGCCUGCCCCCCGGGCACAUCCAGCAGCACUACCGACACGCCAUCCGCCAGAGUUUCAAAGUCCACGCUGAUGAAGAUGAUCCUGUGCGAAUCCAGCAGAUCAUUAAAAGAGCCAUUGAAGAUGCUGACUGGGUGAUGAAUAAAUAUAAAGACCAGAAGUAGAAGAGGAAGGAUGAAACCAAGGAGGACAUUGGUAAACAUCCUUAGAGGACUUGCAGUCAAGCACAUGCUAUAUUAGAAUUAUUGCCUGAAGUUUUGUCUUGGAUAAUAUAAAUACAAUAAUUUAUAUUUCACUGGGAUGUCAUGAAGCUAAAUUAGUAUUUCUGAAGAAAUUUAAUUUUGUAAAUUGCUUUGUAUAAUUGUGAACUUCUAUGUUAAAUCCCAAGCUUGCCUAACA
Messenger RNA from Melospiza georgiana, 979 nucleotides. It is a transcript of the gene LYRM9, whose product is annotated as LYR motif containing 9. Lineage: Eukaryota; Metazoa; Chordata; Aves; Passeriformes; Passerellidae. The record is from RefSeq and is a predicted model, not a curated record. The transcript is spliced from 6 exons. The coding region runs from base 508 to 744 and encodes 78 amino acids.